Diachasma alloeum is the source of this 3286-nucleotide messenger RNA. RefSeq names its product zinc finger protein 709. Lineage: Eukaryota; Metazoa; Arthropoda; Insecta; Hymenoptera; Braconidae. The coding region runs from base 424 to 2817 and encodes 797 amino acids. Gene Ontology annotation, molecular function: RNA polymerase II cis-regulatory region sequence-specific DNA binding; zinc ion binding; DNA-binding transcription factor activity. Gene Ontology annotation, biological process: regulation of transcription by RNA polymerase II. The record is from RefSeq and is a predicted model, not a curated record. Gene Ontology annotation, cellular component: nucleus. The transcript is spliced from 3 exons.
AUUAACCCUAACGCCAUCACUCAGUCGCACGCGAAAAAUCUCCCCUCUUGCAAAAAUUCCGGAGAAAACGUAAAAAAAGACCAUAAAAACAUUGGCUCGCAGCCGUACUGGCUCUCCGUUUUCGCUGUGAGAAUAGAGAGGGGAAGCCAUUGGAACAAAGAGAACCAAAUACAAGCCAUGGUUGGAGGUUUUUCGUAGCAGUUGAACAAAAAUGUGACAACAACUUGCUGAAGGAGUAAAAAUAUGUGAAUAAUCAGGGAUGAUUUUGUGGAGAAUCAGGAAUUUGGUGUUACAAUUGGAGCCGUGAGGAGUGCAACUUCCAUCAACAUUUGUGGCAUGAUUCCCGAGAUUCAAGAAGAAAAUUAGCAGUAUCAACAAGUAUUAAGAAGCAAAAGUGUCAACCCCAUCAGUCUGUGUUCGAACAUGGACCGUGUAUGCAGGAUAUGUUUGACAGAAGCAACGAAUUUAACACCGAUAUUCUGCACUGGCCAAGAACUAGACGAUCUCUCCGGUCUACCCCACAAAAUCCAGCAGUGCGGUGCAAUAGAGAUUCACGAGAGAGACGGACUCCCCUCGCUGAUCUGUGAUGUAUGUAUUUAUAAAGCGAACGUUGCCCAUGAAUUUCGCCAGCAGUGCCAGCAUUCAGACGCCCGACUGAGACUGUACUACGACAAGCCACCACGUACAGAUCCCAUCGAGACAAGUACCCAGACAGACUCGCAGAUUCGAAUACUAGUGGCGAAAAAAGUGGACUGCCAUCAGCAGAAUUACUUCGUUAAAGAGGAGAUGCAGAAUAUGGAGCACGACCUGACGAAUUCGAUAGAUGUUUACACGCAGAAUCAUCAGGCUGUGGUCGAGACGAGCCCAAUAGACCCUGAGGAUAAACUAUUCUUGUGUCAAAUCGGUUUCGAUGGCUCCAAGGAGAUGGAGAAGGACACUGUAAUCCUGGAGGCGGACCCUGACGAGGUCCAGUGCUCCCCGAGGGAGACCCAGGUGCUCCUGGAGGUGCCAAACGACGUGCAACAGCGCCUCCAAGAGACAGAGCACGCAAUAACCGAGAUAAAGACGAGUGAAGCAGCCCAGUACCUCAACGAGCACUUGUUAACCUCCACGGCCAGCCCAGAUGAGGAGGAAGAAGAGGGGAUUGGAGUUGAUGAUACUCUGGAUGCCGAUGAUGACGACAUCAUGGACAGUGAGCAUCCAGAGCCAGACCCUGAACCAGAGCCAGAACCAGAGCCACAGCCCCAGCCGGGGCUACAACCAGAAUGUCAACAAGAGCCAGAGCAAGUGCAGGAGCAGGCGCUGGUUGAGACCGAGGCACUGCUCCCUGAGAUGAUUCUCCCCAGGAGGCCCACCAGAAAAGCAAAACCGAGUCCAGGAAAAUCGUACAGUGUCGACGAGCUCGACGGUGAGUUCGAGUCUCUAGGGGACGACGAUCACGACGCAGAAGAGCCAAAAUUCAAGUGCAAAGUCUGUCAUAAGAAGUACGCAACCCUGAAAGGCCUGAAGAAUCACUCCCAGGUGCACGAUAAAAAGCACAAGUGCCCGACGUGUUCAAAGUUGUUUUAUAAACUCGAGAACAUGGAGAAGCACAGUAAAAUUCACGAGACCAAGCCCCACGCUUGUCAGACAUGUCACACGUCAUUCGCGAAGCCACAGAGUCUAGUGAGACACAUGAAGACUCAUGUGGACCAGCAAAUGGAGGACUCUAUGAACGACGCUGGCUAUAAAAAGGUGUCGAAGCUUGAUAAUUCUGAUGACGAGGACGAUCCCCAGGGAAACGAGCCAGAUGAAUUCGAGAAUGCCCCUGGACUCUACAAAUGCGACAUUUGUAACCAAUUCUGCUCGUCCCUGAAGAACCUGAAACGCCACGCCCUCGUCCAUGGUGAGAAAAAGUAUUCGUGCACAGUCUGUAAAAAGUGGUUCUUCAGACCAGACACACUGAAAAAACACGCUGAGAAACAUGGUCACGGUCUUUUGGACAAUUUAGUCGACGAGAACAAAUUAUUCGACUCUGACGAUGACUCCCCCACUCAACCUAUGUACAAUGUAAACGAUAAUUCAGGGAAACGAGAGGAGAGCGAUGAGGACUAUGGAUCGGGCGAAUACAAAUGUCAGCACUGUGACAAAGUGAUGGCCACGAUGAAGGGUUUGAGAAGACAUUUGUCGUGUCACAAGCCGAAAGCAGAGCCAGUGGUCUGUGAGGUUUGUAAAAAAGUUUGUGCCAGUCGGGCUAGAUUGGCUCUCCACGCGAAGACUCACAAUAAAUCAAAGGAAAAAGUUCCGAGGGAGUAUCUGUGUCAUAUCUGCAGCAAAGUAUACCCCAGUAAUUCGUCGUUGACGUAUCACAUGAGGACACACACGGGGGUGAAACCGCACGUCUGUAAAAUCUGCAACAGUGGAUUUACGACGACAACGAGUCUGGCUAAUCACAUAAGAAUUCACACAGGUGAUAAACCAUUUGUCUGUCACGUAUGCAGUGCUGCUUUUGCUGUGAGCUCGGCCUUCAGGAGACACUUGACUCGACACACUGGAGAGGCGAAUUAUCUGUGCAAAACGUGUGGCAAGGCGUUCAAACGUCUGAGCACUCUUAAAGAGCAUACUUAUACGCACUCGGGGGAGAAACCGUAUGUUUGCAAGACUUGUGGAGCUGCUUACAGCCACUCUGGGUCCCUCUUCGCGCAUCAAAAACGCUGUCGAGCGCAGUAUGGGGAGCUAGUGCCUGAGGAGCAUCAUAAUGUCGUCGCUCAUCAUAUUCAUGUUAAUAAUGUGCAGACUGCUGUGAGAUCACUCGCUGUCAUUGGACAAAUAUUUUAAAAUCACGAGUUUUAACAUCUGUAGAUAUUAUGAACCUCUUUGGGGAUUAAAAUUCUUUGAAGGGGUUACCAGUGUCGUACAAUUAAGGUAUUGGAUGCCGAAUCGCUGCCUCAAUCCCGAACUAUAGCCCAGUGCAUUGUACAAGGCUUGUAUUACGUGGGAUAAAUCAAGAGAUUGGAUGAAUUAUGGAUUUUGUACGAUUCUUCAUUCAACAAAUUUUAUUCAUCUGAUUAUCAUCAAGUCAUACUGAUAAAUGACUGAAUUUAUUUUACGAUUGAUUGAUUUUUUUUAGUAUUAAAAUAAAAAAAAUUGUUGGAUACUGUGAAGACGAAAUUAGAGAGUAGUAUGGAGUAGUGAGUACGUUAUUAGGAUUACUGUAGUUGGUUAAAAAAGCUGUUUGAUACGAGAGUCAGAAAGAAUUAUCAUUGUAUGCCUCUUUUUUCUAUAAACGAAAAUGCUUGAAUAAUUA